This is a messenger RNA of Rhagoletis zephyria (snowberry fruit fly), 933 nucleotides long. The record is from RefSeq and is a predicted model, not a curated record. Lineage: Eukaryota; Metazoa; Arthropoda; Insecta; Diptera; Tephritidae.
AUGUCAAUGCUCUUUAUGAUGCCAAAGCUGGCAAAACUUUUGCAUAUUGAAGUUACCGAUGAGGGGACAACAUUUUUCACUAAGCUUUCUGUGGACAUUAUGAAUCAAAAGAGAGAGGAGUUUGCCACACAAAAGGAUGGUUUCUCCAAAGCAACCAGUUUCAUUGAGUUUAUGAUUAUUGCAGAGCAAGAGGGCAAGAAGAUGGAAGCGGCUGAAGAAGAAAAUGAUCAGAAGAAGCCAACUAAAUAUAUGACACCCGACGAGGUUGUAUCACAGUGCGUCAUAUUUUUCCUUGCCGGUUUUGAGACAACGGCAACACUGCUCUCAGUGACCGCCUUUCACCUUGCACAGAACCCGGCGAUUCAGGAGCGACUGUACGAGGAGACAGUGGCCGUCAUUGAGAAGCUAAAGGCGGAAAGCCCCGAUGAGCCGGACAUCUACAAGCUGAUCACCUACGAGGCAAUUCAAACUCGCUUUGAGUACCUCAACGCCGUCAUCAGUGAGACACUGCGCAUCGACUCGCCGGGCAUCUUUCUCGAGCGGACCGCCAGCAAGGACAUUGAGCUGACCAACGGUGAUGGCUCAGUGAGCGUCUCCCUGAAGGAGGGCGACAUUGUGCACGUGCCAGUGUGGACUAUGCACCGAGAUGAGAAGUACUUCCCUGAACCGGAGCGCUUCAAGCCGGAGCGCUUUCUCUCCUCCAGCCUUUCAGAGCCGACGUUCAACAAGAACGCCUACAAUCCCUUCGGAACCGGUCCGCGCGCCUGCGUGGCUCGCCUGAUGGCGCUGAUGGAGGCUCGCAUGGCAAUGCUGCACCUGGUUCGGUGCUACCGCUUUGAGCUUUGCCCUCAGACGCAGAUUCCCCUCGACUUUACCGUUCAGUUUGACCUUAUCACCCCAAAGGAGGUUAACUUGAAAAUUGUUAAGCGGUAA